GCGGGAGCUCGCCGCAGCAGCGUGAGUCCUUACGGUUCCGCCCCAGACGAUGACUGCAGUCGACCAACGUUUUCGGGUUUUGGUUUUGGGAUGACGGAAAGAAAUGAGGAGGCCGAAGGGUUCUGCAGGUUCUGCUUCUUAACGGGUUCGGUUACUUUACACAAAUACUCACCCGAAAAUCACUAACCAUCAACUAUGUAAACAUUCCCUCCUCUCUUCCUCUCAAAACAAAAGGGAAAAAAAAAAUGGAAAGAACUGAUUCAUCAAUUCCUCCCAUAAUAAUCUCCACCGAAUUUCUUCUAAAUUUACUCAAUAAUUACCAAAUGAAUGCAAUCCCUAAAUCAACUCCUUCUCUUUUUUUUCUCAAUCUCUCCUCUUCUUCAUCUUCAAUCCAAUGGAGAGCGCUCCCUUAUUCCCUGCCCUCACUUCAUCAUCAUCCUCCUCCUCCUUUCACUCCGCUGCCCUAUCCUUCACCCUAUCCGAUAACCAAUCUCAACUGGACAAUACUCAUGUGCCCAUUUCCCCAUUUGCCGACCCUCCGAUCCUCCCUUCGAUGAUUUCUCCAUUGAGGCAUUCCGUUGAACACCUUCAAGCCACUGUCCAUUCUCAUCAAACUUCCACCGAUGACUAUACUUCUGACGAUACCACGUUUAUGUCUCCUAGGAUGAGGAGCUGUGAUGUGUAUAUUGGGGUUUCUUCGUGUAAGAAGCGGCCUACGAUGGUUCGGUUCGUUAGGUGGCUUCGGGCUGAGCUUGAGAUGCAAGGCAUUACUUGCUUUGUGAUUGAUCGAAGUCGGUGUAGAAGUGCUCAUGAUCAUGGUGUUGCGAGGUCGGCGAUGGAUGUGGCUUCAUUUGGGGUGGUGGUGGUCAAUGAGAAAUCGUUCUCGUGUCCUUAUAGUAUGGAGGAGAUUCGAUUCUUUUUGGAGAAGAAGAAGUUGGUACCAAUAUUCUUUGGGCUUGCUCAAGUUGAAUGCAUUCCUAGAGAUAUCAUUGAAAAGAGAGGGGAUGUAUGGGAGAGAGAUGGGGGUAGGUUAUGGGAGGUAUGUGGUGAUCUGGAAGUUGAAUGGAGGGAGGCUAUAAAUGGGAUUUCACGGCUGAAUUUAAAGUUGGAGGCUAAUGCUAGUAAUUUGAGGGAUUGUGUAUCGGAGGCUGUGGUUAUUUUUGGAUCGGGGUUGGGGAGGAGGAGAGUAGUGGAGAGGGUGAAGAGUUGGAGGAAUAUGGCGGCUGAGGAGUUUCCUUUCCCUCGAAAUUCUAGUUUUGUUGGUAGAAGCAAAGAGCUUCUUGAGCUCGAGUUGCUAUUGUUUAGAGAUGUUGAAGGAAAAGACGAAGAGAGUAGAAAUCGAAGAAGGCAAAGAAUGGCUGAGGUGGUGAUGAGAGAAAGAGUUGUGAAAGAAUCUGAGGAGAGGAGGAGAAAGGGCAAAGAGACAUUAGUGCAGAAAGAGUAUGUGGAGGAGAUCAAAGCACAAGGCGAACCAAGAAAAGUAAAGUUAGAAUAUGGAAAGGGGAUAGCAUGUGUCUCCGGCGACUCUGGUAUUGGAAAGACAGAGCUUUUACUAGAAUAUGCAUAUAGGUUUUCUCAGAGGUACAAGAUGAUUUUAUGGGUCGGUGGAGAAUCAAGGUAUCUUCGUCAUAAUUAUAUGAAGCUACUUCCUCUUCUAGGAAUCGACACGGAUACGUUGAACAAGCUUUCUUCCGACAAGAAAGGGCCACAAAGCUUAGAAGACAUAGAAGAUGAGGCAAUUAGAAGGGUAAGGAAGGAACUUUCACGGGACAUCCCGUACCUACUAGUGAUUGAUAACUUAGAGGGGGAGAAGGAUUGGUGGGAUGGAAGGACAAUAAUGGGGCUGUUCCCUCGUUUUGGAGGGGCGACCCAUGUUUUAAUCUCUACCCGUUUGCCUCAAAUCAUGGAUAUCGAACCCAUGAGGCUUUUGUACUUGUCUAGUGCAGAGGCAAUGAUUUUAAUGAAUAGAAGCACUGUUGAUAUUGGCAUAGAAGAUGCUGAUGCACUAAGGAUUCUCGAGGAGAAAGUAGGGAGACUUCCUUUUGGUCUAGCACUUGUAGGAGCUGUACUUUCUGAGUUUGCAAUGAAACCAUCAAAACUCGUUGAUGCAAUUAAUAGUAUGCCAUACAAAGAAGUGACAUGGAAUAAAGGAGAAGAUCUUAUAUUGAAGCGUAAUCCUUUCCUCGGACAGUUAUUGGAAUUUUGCUUGUCAUUAUGCAAUCAAGAAUCAAAUAAGUUAGCAUUGCGGAUAGUUCAAGCUAGUAGCUUAUUUGCCCCUUCACCGAUACCUAUUCCAAUUUUAACUUUGGCUGCUAAGGAGCCUUCAAGAGAGCAUCAAAAUUCUCGGUUUUGGUUGAAGUCUCAAUGUAUGUCUAAGUGCAUGUGUAUAGAAACACACUGUGAAAAAAUUUCAGAGGUUGAGGUUUUGGCUAUGCUCUUGAGAUUGCGAAUUGCUAAGUCUACUACUAAAAUAGAUCACAUUUCUUUCCAUGAUAUCCUUAAGUUGCAUGCCUACAAAAAAGGCAAUAGUGGAAUUGCUCAUUCAGUUGUGCGAGCAAUAAAGUUUCAAGCAUCCAUCCCACAACACUCUGAGCAUGUAUGGGCUGCGUGUUUCUUACUCUUCAAAUUUGAUAUUGAUCAUGAAAUCAUCAAUAUCUCAAUUGAUGAUCUUCUAUCAUUCGUCGAGCAGUUUGUCCUCCCUCUUGCAAUGCAUAGUUUUAUUACAUACUUCCGUUGCAAUGCUGUUUUAGAGCUUCUUCGCCUUGCUACAGAAAAAUUUGAGGAACUAGAAAAUUCUUUCCUGGAUGAAGCCAAUAAUAACCAUAGUAGUUCAUCAUGUUUAAGGAGUUCAGGUUCUAUAUCAACUUUACAAUCUAACCCACUACUUUACCGGAAAUUCGCACACUUGAGAGCGACUCUUUUAGAAACAAGGGCAAAGAUUAUGCUAAGAGGUGGCAUAUAUGACAUCGGAGAGAGACUUUGCAGAACAGCUGUCAGCAUCAAGGAAGUUAUUUAUGGUUGGGAGCAUCCAGAAACAGUGUCUUGUCGCGAAACCCUUGACAAAUUUGUUACCCUUCAACGGACUUUUUAGUUCAUUGUACUUUGUAUAAUUUUGUACUGUCAAUUGCCAAUAAGGCACCCUUAAAUAGGCUGAGCUUCAGAUCCUGCGUAUAACUGGAUUUGAUUUAGAAUUUUUUUCUUCAUGCAAAGUUUGAAGAUAUAUGGAAUGCUAAUUUUUCUAUCAAGCUGAUUCAUUCGUCACAUUUUUCAUUAUAAAACAUUGAUACCCAAAUAUCUAGUAAUUUUGAACCGGAUAUGAGUUAUGGAUCUUUGUUAACUCAACUGGAUCAUAUUCAACUUUUUUUGUUAAAGCUAUUAUAGAUUUAUUUUUUUCCUUUUAUAGAUAGUAAGUUGAUUUCCUUUUUUACUUCAAUUCCUUUAAAGUUCUUUCUUUUCUAGUCGAAUCUUUUUCUUGAAUUGGAAUUGCUGCGGCUUGAAAGAACUUCAAUUUUCUUUGUUUUCAUGAAAUUGAGGAGAGCAUAGGAACAUUCCUCCAGCUCACUCUUGAAGGAGUUACGUCUUGGAGUAAAUGUAAGCUAUAGUGUCUACGGCAUUGUUGACGAUGUGGAGCUUUUGGAGCGGCCGUAGGAAUGCCACCUUAAAGGGAGAAGCCCAUGCAGAGAUAAGCCAGCAGAAUCAUCAUAAAUGACUCCCAACUUCUGAAGAAAGAUCAAAUAAUUUCUUAAUUGUUAAACAUGCUCUCUAACUAUUCAUACACAUAUGUUUUGAAUUACCUUUACCAUUAGCAUACGUUCUGUAUGCUAUAUUUGUUCUGUUGUUUAUUCCUUUGCUUGCAUGUGUAUGUAUGUUUCUUUGCAUAUUGGCUUUAAAAAUAUCUUAUCUUCAUCAAUAUAUAGGUAAAUUGCACUAAAUACAAUAUAGUUUCCCGCUUGUUGCACUUAAAUACCACAAGUUGUAUUUUGGUGCAAAAAAAUACCAUAGAGUUUCCAAAUUUUGCACGUUACUACCAUCGAUCAUGCAAAUGUGAAAAUUUCACCCGAAUGUUUCUCUAUAUACUUACAUGCUAAUUAUAGAGAUAAUAUCUAUUGAAUUUUCUAUUAAAUUACCCAAAUUUCUUUUUCGAACUUAUCUUAACAUUCAACUUUAAAAUAGAGUUAAGAUAUUUCUAAAUAAAAUUUAAAAAUAUUAUUAGUUAAAAAGCUCUAAAAUUCGUAUAUAAGUGUCAUAAAGAAACAUUCUGGUGAAAUUUUCCAUGUUUGCGUGAUCGAUAGUAGUAACAUGCAAAUUUUGGGAACUUUAUGGGUUUUUUUUGCACCAAAAUACAAUUGUGGUAUAUAAGUGCAACAAGCGGGAAACUGUAUCGUAUUUAAGUGCAAUUUACCCCAUAUAUUCCCUCAUACUGACUGUUUUGUAUUGAAUCCAUGCACACAUUAAUUGGUUCACGUGCUGUUUUUCUCUUUUCCACUCUUCUUGGAACUUAGAGGUCAGCGUAAUCCACCAUGAAAAUUCCUCACGGUACUUCAGUAAAAGACCAGAUUCAAACCAGUUACCUCCUUUGUGUCAUUCAUAUCCCUACCAACUCUUCCUAGUUCAUAUAGAUGCAAAAAUGUUACGAUAUACAUUUUAAUGUUUGUUAUGGAGCAAGGACCAAAAACUUCUUAUACCGGGGUUGUUUUUAAUUCCCUUAUUUCGUGCAGACACGUAUGUGUUCACACAUGACAGGGCUUGUUCUCGCUAAUCAUUAAAUGGAAUGAGUAGUAUCUGAGCUGAAUGAUAUUUCAGUUUUCCUUUUGCUGCUUCUUUACUAAUUCUUUUUUUCUCAUUAAAGUUAAUUGAUGCACCUAAUUGAGAGUACAAGAUUUCUUUGCCUUAUAAUAUUUUUCCAAAUAUAUGUGGAGGUUAGUUUCCUGCAUAGUCAUUAACAUGUUUGUAGAGCAUUAUAACCUGAACUGUCUGUCUGGAGAACGUUUAAAUUUUUCAAGCUAUUAAAAGAGUUUGAUUACUUCCUUUUGUAGAACUUGCUUUUCUCAAUUGUCUCAUUAUGAUAUCAGCUUUCAUUGGUGUACUUAAUAGUAAACUAUAUCUCCAUAUCAGCUUUCAUUGGUGUAUUUAAUAGUAAAUUAUGUCUUCAUCACUAUCUUUUUCGCUCUUGGUCCAUCAUUUAUCAUCUUCUCAAUUGCCUGUAUUUGUCAUCUUGAACAUGACUAGACAACAGCCGCCUCUUGUUACACUGUGUAAAUGUCUAAGAAAUCAAAUUUAAUGACGUUUCAGCAAUGGCAAAGACAGUUUCUUUUCUGGUAAUGACAUUUCUUAGAUACUAUAUUCAUUUGCUCGUUUAACUGGCGUGACGAAUCUGUGUUUGUUCUGAGAUGACUAUGUAUUAGACUUCCCAGAUGCACUAUGCAUGUUCUUUCCUGUCCAACACUUACAUGUGUGUAAAUCAAUAUUUACCUUUAAUAUAUGUAUAUGAUGAAGAAUUAAGGAUGUGUAACCACAAGUUAAUAGUUUGUUCUGAACUCAUAUCCAUAUUUUGACAAAUAUCUAUAAAAAAAUUUGUUCUGUGAAGUACGGAUACAAAGCUAGAUAGAUCGCCGAAUAUUCAAAAGCAUGUCCAAAUAUGCAAGAUUGUUUAUGAAUGCAACUAAUAAUAUAUAUAGUAUUUCAUAAUGUGACAGAAAGAACUUUUUUACUGCAUUAUACAUUGAACUUGACACAUUGUUUUCUCGGAAAACAUUGUUCUGACCAACAAUAUCUGGUCAUUAUCAGAAUCUAGUCCAAAUUCGAAUCUAUUUUUUUUAUGAAACAUGGAUAAAGAGUUUACUAUUCUGACAAUAUUUGUAUCCAUAUCUGUUGAUGCAGAGAGAAAAAGAAAAGAAAAAAAAACAAAUCAGCUUAACACAUGGAAGAUGAUGAGAGGAGGGACCUCCAACGUUCUUGCUGAUGGAAUUGAGCAACAACCUGUUAGAGGAUGGUUUCCCCGAACUCGUCAACUGGAUAUCUUAUUUGUUAUGCAAGGGUGCAUAUCGCACCCUGCCUAUGCGAGGAAACCAUAACAUCGUGACUGUCUCCCAAGUGUGCGGACCCAAAUAUGGGCCAUGAACCACACAGCGAGGUUACGGUUCUUUUCCAUGUGAAGUAUGUAUGUUGCACUUCUGAAGUAUAUAUGUUGUACUUCUGACAAACAACCAACUAAUUUGUAAUGAUUUUAGGUUUUUCUUUUGUGUAUAUGAAAAACAGCCCAAAAUUAUAGUCAUAUAAAUGAAGCAUGCAUGUCUUCAGAAGGAUAGUGCAUAUGUUGUCCUGUCCUUAUGUCUUGAUUUUGGACAAUAGCCAUGUCUGACGUCUUGUCCAUGUUUUUUUAACCCGGAACUUCUUCAUUUGGAAAUCUUAUAUUAUUUGUUAUGCAAGGGUACAUAUCGCACACUGCCUAUGCGAGGAAACCAUGCCAUCUUUGCCGUCUCCCGAGUGCGUGGACCCAAUUAUGGACCACGAACCACACAGAGAGGUUACGGUUCCUGUCCAUGUCUCUUUGUCAUAGGGAAUUAUUGCAAGAUUCUAAUCAAUAGACUUUUGAUGUAGUUCCUGGUUGCAUGAGUUGAGUCUACACCAGUAUUGUUUACCCAUUAACUGCUUUGUUAAUUUGCCUCAAUCCCAUAGGUUUCUCGAGAGAGCAAAAAACAUUUCCAUUGAGAAUCAACACUGACACUAAUAGAAUUUCUGUUCUUGAUAGUCUCCGAUCUGACUGGAAAAGGCUUUGGAUGACAGAGUGACCCCAAUAAUGGUGAUAAUCUUGGACAAUGUAAAUGGCUUCUGGAUUGAGUCAAGGAUGGAAGGGCAGGCACUGACUUCCUCUGGGGGCUGACUUUCUAUUUCCAGUUUAACAUCAAAUUGUCAAAACCUUAACUUUUGAGACAUUUUAGAUGCCCGCUUCCCUUAAUGGUUUGUUUAUUUUAGCAACACAUUCUUAAAUUAUGAAAGGCGGUGAGUUUUUCUUAUAUGAUUGAUGAGAUUAAUUUUGAUCAUAUAAGCUUCGCAUUGUUCAAGUUUUCUGGCAUGUUUCUAGGCUCUGUUGUUAAAAAAUUGAUGAGUUCAGUGACUGCUAGCUGGUCUUUAUUUUAAGAAGUUUAGCUUGAAUUUUAUAAGCAUUUGAAUAGCAAAAAGACUGAAGCUAAAGGUUAUUGUAUUUAUGUCAUGACUGAUUUGCCUGGAGGCCUCGACUAUGGCAUGGACAUCACUAAAAUGAGAUAUUUGUUUAAAUGGGAGAAAUCAACUUGUAUGUAUGUGUUUAAGCCAUGGUUCUAAUGAGGAGUUCUAGUUGUCAUCGGAUUGUACUUAACUAAGAAGGAAGACAUUGAUGACUUGACUUAUCCAACGUAGCAACCUCCAAAUUUAAAAUGAUUAACUACAUGACUUAACUUUUUUAGUUGUGUGAUUGGCGAAUGUCUAUGUUGUAUGGACAUGGAUAUGCCAGUAUGGACAUGAUGCAUUGAUACAUGUGCCAGACAUUUAUCCAACGUGUCAUGCUUCCUGAUAUCAGUUAGGUAAAACAGUGUUUAGGAAAGUUUGCAUAUGGCAAUGAGCAUUUUUAGAAUGAUCAAAAUGAGGAACAUUCUGCAGUCGACAGAAACUAGUAUUGCAGAGACACUUUUAGACCCUACCUUUGAUUUGCAUAAUUUAAAUACACAUCGAACAAGUCAUAUAAUCAUGGACACACUGUACACAUUGACAAAGGACAUUGAAAUUUAAGCAAUAUUAGAAGAAAAACCUCAGAGUCUGUGGACAAACUAAAUAGAAGAUUCAUAAUUUGUGCAUGACGGGUACUAUGUGUCUGUCUUGUUGACGUUAAAAAAAUUGCUAGUAAAUUAUAUGGUUACUUAUCAUCUUGCCUUCAUGGGUACCUUCUAGCAGAGAAUGUAAAGAUAGAAAUUAACCCAUGCUUUUUCUUUUUUGAAUAUUCGUACGAAAUAGCACUUAAACAUCACAUUGGCCCCUAGUCCAAGUCUGCACUAAAGAAUCAGUUCAUACAGAACCUUCGUGGGAGGGUCAUCCUUCUCAAUCUUGCUCUUUACUGUUUAACACCAUUAUACUUCGAUGGGGAAGUGAAACUGUAUAUCUAGGAAUUCGAUAAUCUAGGCAAGCGUAGAAUGAAAAUUAUUUCAUCAUAAUAAUUUCACCAUUAAUGUUCCCUACCACAUUUUCUUUUCUUCGGAAUAAUUUUUUGAUGGCCACCAAGUUCGAAGGGUCUAACUCCGUAUGCAGGAACUUAAUAAUCUAGGCAAGUGUAGAAUGAAAAUUAUUUCAUUGUAAUAAUUUCACCGAUAAUGUUCCCUGCCACAUUUUCUUUUCUUUGGAAUAAUUGUUUGGUGGCCACAAAAUUUGAAGGGUCUAACUCUAUAUGUUUACAUGUCCAUGGAUAGAUAGAGCAAUGUUUCCAUCCUUCUUGAACCUCAUUCAUCGCUAUGACUAACGCAGUUAGCUUUUUCAUUCGUGCUGACUACUAUUUUGUGGAAUUAGAAUAUUUGUACUGUAGUACACCAAGUUUUGCCACAGAUAAUGCUGGCAGUAAAUACUAUGUAUGACUUCUUCCAUCUUCAACCAGGUUUUAAAGCAUUUGAACUAUAAAAUUAGAUUUUAAUCUUCGGUCGCUAGCAUGCUAAGUAACCUUUUAAAGCAAGAGUACUUUUAUUAUACCCCAUGCGCAUUCUUGACAUGAGUAAGCAGUUCUACGUCAUUCUAUUUUGUUUCUUAAUACCAGUAGUACCACUGACACCACUUUAGUUCCUUUUUUUCAGUCGUAGAUAUCCUGGAACUCCAAAACUAUGUUUGAGAUAUGCAGUUUUCUUCCUGUGGAAGUAGUUACAUCUUACUUUAUCCUCGCCGCACAUUUUCUUUUUUUUUCUUUUUUUUUCCCUUUUAUGAUAGUUGCAGUGGGACUUUAAUCUUGCUGUGGUGCAUCAAUGCCAUCUAACGGAAUUACCAGCUAUAGAUGACAAUGCAAUUGGUAAGCUUGUAUGUGAGUCAACCACUAUUCUUCAUGUGUUUGUGAUAUGUUAAAAAUUACAAAUGUUGGAAGGCAAAGCAUCUGAAAGAAUCUAUAGCUGGCCUUUUCUUAGAAUCAUGAGUACAAGGCACAAAAAUGGAGGCUUUACUCACUAGAAGUUCUCCUGUGAUGAUAAAUGAUUAAAUGUGGUAUUUUAACAGUGACUAAGUCUCCAUAGAAAUGGUGGAAGAUAUAUUCCAUAUUAACCUUUCAACAUCAAGACCUUCACUGGAUUAAUGGUGUUCCUACCUUUUCUUUUUCUUUUUUCUUUUCUUUUUUUUUUCCGAAUCAGAACUUAGUCUGAUCCAUAUGUUAAUAAAUUUAAUCACUUAAUGUCUAAUGUAUUUUUACUUGUUCCUUUUUUAUUGUCAUAAACAAAAAAAAAUUUUGAUAACUGAGCCCGGAAUUGAACCCAAGACCGUGAGAGUCAUAUUGGAAUAUCCCAACCAUCCGAUUCACCUGCAGUAGGUAUUAUAAACAAAAGCUUCAAUAUUAGUAUGGCCUAUAUAAACACUGCUUGGUCAAAAAAAAAAAUUUAAUAUGACUAGAAUAUGAUUUCGCAAAGGAGAUGAACAAUAAGAGAACUGCUGGAUCCAUGUCUUUUUUUUAAAGUUGAUUCAUGGAAGUUGUACAUAUGAAGUUACCCGGUCAAUAUUAAUGCUUCAACUUGGGGACAAUUCAUGGGAAAAAGUACACCCAGCGAUAUCAACCAAUUGCAAGUGGUUUAAGUAAAACGAACUUACAAGAUAUACAAGAUAAUCCAUGUACUGCAAUCUGUUCAUAGCAAUGAAUAAAUUAUUCUGAUUUUUUUUUUUUUUGUUGGUCCAGAACUUUGAAGAUUUAAGGAUGUUAUAAGACCGCCCCGAACCCUUUUAAUAGACAAAUGAUGUAUGUUGGUUACACUAAAAAUAGAUUGCUUCUGCAUAUAAUAGUUCAUCUUUUUAACUUAACGAGCUCAAGAGAUUUAUUGUGUUCUUUUCUUCUGGAUUGCGGAGGUACUUUUCUACGACUCUAGUCAUAGAAUUUAAAUUCAGCAAUUCGACCCUCGUCUAGCUGAGUUAUCAUAUGUUCACUUAGUAGUUAUCUAGUUGUGAAUCACAACAGCUUGGCGUAAACUUCAUAUUUAUAUGGCAGUCAUUUUAACCAACUUAUAUAUUAAUAAGUAUUAAACUACUGUAGCAAAUCUGUGGUGUUGCUCUUUCCAACUUUAGAGAAACAAUUCCAGGCUCCAGUUUGCUUGUGAAUAGAAUGCCUAUAUACACAUUCCCUUGUCAACAAUAAUGGGUUAAAAAACUUUGUAUAAAGAUUGGUUUAUUCGUGUCCUUUUUUAUUGUGAUUUUAUGGGACAAACCAUGGAAGUCACAAAGAAACCUAUGAAGAAAAGUAAAAGAUGGUCAAGACUUGUUGAUAUUAGAAUUCUUAUUUACUAGAAAAUUUCUUAAUAGUUUUACUGUAAAGUAAAAAUUAUUAGUUCUAAUAUUUCGAGGAUAUCAUAUUGUAUAACAUCAAGGUGAUGACAAUCUAACACUAUCGAGAUAUUUAUAUAUGAGAAAUGUGACUUAUAUAUUUGAUAAAAUCGCAAGGUGAAUAUAAGUAUUUUAGUUUAUUCUGAAUCUCGCUGUCACCUGAUUCUUCUUUUUUGUUUUUUUGUUUUUAACCAGAAGAAGAGGAAGGCCAUGCCUUCUCCGUGAAAAUUUGGAGUAACAUUGUCUCUUACUUUUUGGUGCCUUAGCAAACCCAGGAUUUGGAUUGGCACCGUCUUGGACCUUCUGUUGAGCUGGGAAAUUGAAGGAAACACACAUUAAUUCUCUAGUUUUCAGAAACUGUGAUCUGAAAUAGCUCUACUAAACAAUAACACAAAAGUAUUCUUUGUACACAGAUUAACAAGCAUAUGAAUCUUUAAUUAUGAAAUCAGUCACUUUAUUUACAUUAGAUGGCUUGGUUCUUAAUCUCUGUUGUAUGCGGGUUAUCCCUGAAUCUCCCUUUUGUAAAACCAAAGAACAUGAUAUAUUGAGUGAUUAAGAUAGAGGAAAUAUAUAGUAAUAUUAUACCUAUUUAUCACUUGGUAAAGAUCUAAGAGGUGUAAACAGGCAUUUGAUUAUUAAAGGACUAUACCAUAGUGUAGCUAUACUCAAGUUGUAGUAUGUCUUUUCAGUAUCUAAUUUAUAUGAAAGGAAAUUCCUAUUAUAUGUGAAUCUAAGGAAAACAUAAGUGAAAACUAAGCGCUAAAAGGUGCUGUUUUUCUUAUUUAUUUAUUUAUUUUCUUUCUGCAGUUACUCUGAAGAAUGGGUGGAUGGAAGCUGAGGAAUUGCGCGAGACGUUGUGCAUCUUGACCGUGGCUUUCUUGAGAAACCUUCUGUAUCGUGAGGAGUUCUUCCCUCGCAAAAUGUAUGUAGUUGGAAUAAACAUAGUGUUUGUUGUUGAGGUGGAAGCAUCUUUUAGUGUUCAUGGACUCUCUUGGUCUGUCCUCUACAGAGUUUGCAUAAAUUUUGUGAAGACAUCUUUUCCCGUCUUUGUCAUGAAAGAAAGUGUGCCUUAAAGAGGGUCGUACA
Molecule: messenger RNA, 11613 nt
Organism: Asparagus officinalis (garden asparagus)
Lineage: Eukaryota; Viridiplantae; Streptophyta; Magnoliopsida; Asparagales; Asparagaceae
Exons: 4
Coding region: 395-3091 (898 amino acids)
Biological process (GO): recombinational repair
Source: RefSeq, a predicted model, not a curated record